Molecule: messenger RNA, 3522 nt
Organism: Xiphophorus couchianus (Monterrey platyfish)
Lineage: Eukaryota; Metazoa; Chordata; Actinopteri; Cyprinodontiformes; Poeciliidae
Product: coiled-coil domain-containing protein 85C-A-like
Exons: 5
Coding region: 281-1282 (333 amino acids)
Cellular component (GO): apical junction complex
Source: RefSeq, a predicted model, not a curated record
UGGCCCUGCCUGGCCUGCAGAGGGCGCUGUUUCCCCUCAUUGCAGAGUGUUUCUGUUUUUCCUGCGUGUUUUCAGUGGCAGCCUCACUCUCUCUGUGUCUCUGCUACUUCAGGAGCAACAAAUUCUGAUCUGGGAUGUUGGGAACUCUCUGAAUCCGCUGGCUGUGUUUUUCCUCUGCCGGUUCUGGUUCUGUUCCUUCCGCAGGAUGGGUUUUAUCAUAACUUAGCUGUUCCAGACCUGUUGGAGGACUGCUUGCUCGUUUCAACAUACCGGUUCGGACAUGGAGGACCUGAUCCGGCUCUCCGACCAGGACCUGCAGAGGUUCGGUAAGGAGGACCUGAUCCGGACGCUGCGGGCUCUGCAGAACCGCAGCACGGACGUGAUGCUGGAGCACGGGAAGCUGAUGAAGGACGUGAACCGCAGCCUGCAGGUCCACCUCCAGGAGAUCCGGAGCUUGAAGGAGGUGAACCAGAAGCUGCAGGAGGACAACCAGGAGCUGCGGGAGCUCUGCUGCUUCCUGGACGACGACCGGCAGAAGGACCGGAAGGUGUCCCGGGAGUGGCAGCGCUUCGGCCGCUACACGGCCGGCGUGCUGUGGCGGGAGCUGGGGCUGUACCAGCAGAAGCUGACCGAGCUGGAGGCCGGGCAGGAGACGCUGCGGGCGGAGAACGCCGAGCUCAAGGAGAUCGUCCUCAUGCUGGACGAGGAGAGGAGCGGAGCCGGGUCCCGGAGCUCCAUCGACAGCCAGUCCAGCCUGAGCGGACCGGUGCCGCCCCGGGACGGAGGCGACGGGAGCAGCGGGGGGAGUCCGGACCACCAGACCGCCUACCUGAAGGGCUGCGGGGGGAAGGCGGGCCCGCUGAGGCGGUCCGUGGACGAUCUGUCAGCUCAUGGAGGCACCGCUGAGUUCCGAUCAGAUAUAUCAGAGUGCUACAUCAGAGAGCUAGAGAACAAGGUGAGGAUCCUGGAGGAUGAAAAGAAACUGUUGACAAUGCAGAACCAUCCUCGGACUCCCAGUGGAGAACUGUCCCCUACGGGGUUCUACCUGCCUCUGGCACAGAAACCCGAAGCUGUAGUCCAUGCCAUGAAGGUGCUGGAGGUCCAUGACAAGCUGGACAGUCAGAACUCGAGGGAAUUCGAUGAAGACCUCAACGAUAAGGAGAAAGCCAUCGUCAGAGAGAUGUGCAACGUGGUUUGGAGAAAGCUGGGCGACACUGCUGGUUCAAAGCUCUCUGUUCGACAGCAGCUACUAGGAAACCAGCUCCAAGGUCCGGUCCAGUAGGAGAACCCACCAUCAAACCCUCAGCAUGAUCCUCAAACAGAAGCAGUAGAGAAAAAUGGGCACACCUUUUACUACACAAAUGCACAAAGUUUCAAUAGUCCUGGACAGGAUGCUGAAACGGCUCACUGAUGCCACCAUGUGGAUUUACGGUGUAAAUACCGUUUUAAAUCAGCAAAUUUUCGGUUUUAUGGAGCAGAUCCAUCCACUGUCUUCCACUUUCCUGAUAUCUUGGAGAUAACCGGUCCAAGGCGUCCUUCUCCCCACGGACUCCAGAUCACUUGGGGAGAUCGAUUCCAGAUCACUUGGGGAGAUCGAUUCCAGAUCACUUGGGGAUCCCUUCAUUGAGUUCUGGGCGCGAGUUCGUGUCUCCCUUCAUCUCUAACGACGACAUUCUGCUCUACAACUCUGACUUCCCCCCAUAAACUCAGAGGGAAACUCUGAAGGAGCCGAUUUCAGUCUAGCUUGGUAAAAGAAACCCCAGAAAAACAGCGCUUUGCUUCCUACAAAGGGCCUGAGCCAUCGGCGGCUAUUUAGAAACGAUUGCUAAUCGCUAACGGUCGGCCGUGACGUAUGUAAAGCGCCGGUAUCGGCCCUAUGAAUUUAUCGGGAGUUGCUCGCGUUGUAAACAACCGUCCUCCACUGCGAAGAGAAAAGCAUCGAGCUGAACGAGAUGGCUGUCAAUGUUAGUUUAAUAUUUGGGACCGUGGCCAACACGGACUGAACGGCUCCGUUCACUCCCUCCGCUAAAACUACAGACUACAACUGUAAACAGCGCAGAAAAUCGACGUCAUCGUUCUCAACUUCUUCUGUUCGCUGAUUGGCCGGUUGUAACGCUAAAUUCUAAACCCGAAGCUUCAUGUUUCAGCUUCACAGACUGGAGGAUUGUAUUCAUGAAGAGACAAAGCUGUGAUUUAUCUGCCUGUUUUCUGCGCCAUCCUGCAAUCACGCAGAACCAAAGCAUUCCCUGGGUUUCCACAGUCCGGAGUGAUGUCGGCUAGUCCGGCGCCGCCAUUUUGUUUGACAGUUUCUACUUGCUUGGGCUUUGACAACAAAAUAUUUGGGCCAGACUAAGAUUUUUUUUUAUUCUUAAUUACGAGAAUUAAGUCACAAUUUUAGGGAAAUUAAGUAGUAAUCACAUUUUUUAAAAUAAAAAUACCUAACCCAAACUUUUUUUUCUAAUAAAAGUUUUUUUGUUUUUGUUUUAAAAACUUCCCUGCUAAUAUCAUGACUGUAUAUUCUCAUUAUUAAACAAAACUUCUGGUAGCCUGGCCUUAAUACUCACAGAAGGAAGAACCCCCCCCCCACACACACACACACACUUUUUUGUCAUUUAUAAUUUCCUUUCUUUUUCUUUCUUUUUUUUUUAUAAAAGAAAGCAAGGGAAAAAAAUCAAAUUGGAAAUUGGAUCUGGUAAAAAAUUGGAGAUUUAAUUUUCAUACCAUAUCACCCAGCCUUACGCAGAAACAACACACUCUCUGGCCACUUUAUUAGGUACAACUUUUCAGUUGCAUGCAGAGGAGAAUGGACAGAGAGUGUUGAGCUAGAAAGGCAAUAUUAGGUUGAAUAAUUGCUUAUUACUUCAGUGAAUAUACCCAGAAGGAGAUUUCCACCUUUAAGUCUCAACAGAAUUACAACUUUAGCAAACAUGAUGAACUGUACCAGCCAUGCUGCAGUUUUUCCUUCCAUCUUGGCACAAUGUUUGGCAUCUUCCUGUUGUUUGCUGCUGCAUGUUGGUUUUUUUAACAGAGCUGGCUAAUGCAUAUCCUCUAAAAAGCAAGGACCUUUAAUUCAUCUACAUCCGAGGACUAUAAAAGCAUGUUUUUGCUUCAAAGGGAUUUUUUAGAAAAAGAAUCUCUUCUUAGAAAUUUCAGUUACCUACAGCUGAAAUAAAAUUGCUGUUUAUUGCUUGUUUGUGCAGAACUGAAAUUAGAAGAUGAUGUUAAAAACUCAAAAUCAGUGCAAACACUUCCUAAUAAUCCAAUUCUUUACACUUAUUUGUUCUCCAAACUCCUGAACAACCUCAGAUAUUAAUGCCUUACUUUGAGGCUGAGCUGAGUGAGCUAGUGCCUCAUUUAAAGGUGAAAACAGAGGAUUAGUUUUCCCAAAGGUUUGUUGUUAAUUUGAUCCCACUGGUGAUUAAGUGUAUGUACUAUGUGCUACCAGGAGUAGAUAUGCUGCCUUAAUGUAGAUUUUACAGCAUAUAUUUCUGUUAAAUGAAUGGAGUUUAGCUGGAUUUUGAA